Molecule: messenger RNA, 2357 nt
Organism: Procambarus clarkii (red swamp crayfish)
Lineage: Eukaryota; Metazoa; Arthropoda; Malacostraca; Decapoda; Cambaridae
Source: RefSeq, a predicted model, not a curated record
GUUGGACUGGAGGCUGUGCGGCCUGCUGGGCCCUCACGCUCUCCUCACACACCAUCAUACACUUUACCCUCUCCUCACACCUAACUAUUCCCUCGCGUGUCUUCAUGCACCUUCCAUAAUUAACACAGCUGUACACUGUACCCUCACACCUCAUACAGUGGUCACCACUAGUGAAGGCAGACUCCUGGGGCCUCGUCUCGUUAGACAUGCUGAAUGGACUCUGUUCCUGGAAUAUUUGUGUAAUUGUGUUAGAUAAGACAUUGUGGAACGUGGGUGUGAUUUUCAUAGGCUCGUGAAGUAAUCUCUUUAGGCGAGAGAAAAUCAAUAACCGUGGCUUAUACAGCUAUGGGUUACAAUUACUUGGACCCGGAUGGUGCUGUGCCCAAUGUCUGUAAGCCAGUGGUACUCAAAGCAUGGAUAUGUAUCAUGUAUUCACAAUGUUAUGUUAAUAUUCUAUUUAGGAAGGUGGAUGCCAGAGGCACACUAUUGUCCCUGUGGACAAGAUCACCCUCCCUCCAGAUCCUAGAGACUUCAGACAGUACUCCCUUCCGUAUUAUUAUAUUACUUUUGAAAAUUGUCCUUGAUGCGAGUCAUGUCUGGUAACGUGGGUAUUCCCCUGUGCCAAUGUAAUAAAAGUUUGGUCAUCAAUCAAUAACUUAUAGAAGUACAUUUUAUUUUAUAUUGUAGACUUCAUGGCAAAUCUAGCAAAUGUUAAGUCUACCUGAGUGAGGGCCACUGGUUCGUACCAUUAAAUGUAAUGGUAGCCUUCUUGCAUUCUCAAUCCUGUGCUCACAUUACCAUAGGACAAUCCAUUGUACACCUCAAGCAUAAGAAUAUUACCCCACAUCAUACAAGGCGAGGCAUCAAUUAUGGUGCCGAACCUCUUCACACAUCACACUUGUCCUACUUACCUACUUAGUUUCGUGCCUACUUGUCAUCAGAUAUAUACAGGAUUGUUUCUGCCUGGCUGGGUGAAAAACCAUGUCCUCUCCUCUAUCCACUGUCACAAUCACCUGCCCUCUCCUUAUCUUUGGCUUUGAAUCUUUGUGCUGGUCUGUUUUUCUAAACUCCUUAAAUUUGUCAAUUGGUUCUUUGUUUUUUUGCUGUUCUACCAAGAGAUUUGGGGAUAUGUAAAUGUUGUUAUACCCUCCCAGAUCUUUUAGUUUACGCGCACUUUUAAGCGUCCUCCUGUGCUCGAUAUUGGCAAUGGUUAUGCAUACCAGAUUUGCCUCGGGCUUACCCAACUUCUCUACCUGGAAAAUACAUACUGUAGAGCCUUUUCCUUGCCUAUCAGUUUUUCUGUAUUGACCUCAAUGAUUUACUGAUCAUUCUUACCCUCUUCUUUUACCAGGUUUCUUAGGGUGAGUUUUUUCUAUCUAUCCAAAGAUCUUGAAUCUCUCUAAAGAGCUUCAAAAUCCCUAUCCUCACCUUUACCUGUAUUUACAGUGUGUUGCCUGAAUAUUUGAUUACCUUCCAGAUUCUCCUGAUUGAACGUGGGAAUCAUGCCUGGACAAUUGCUUCUUGGUAGUGUUGGUAUUAAAUUGAUCAACAUGAUGCAUUAUUUAUUGAUAGCGUCAAAGACUGGCAAUGUACAGUUUUCACACUACUUUACCCACAUCACUCCUUGUAGUCGAACAACAAUUGAAGCCAGAAUUAUUACUAAGUGUUUGAGUGCAGAAAAAGAUGCUUGCCACUUCCUGGAAGAUGGAGACCACACUCUCAUCUUCCGAUGGUUUGGUCCAUGUCUCUUCAUUGUAGCUGCCGACCAUGCUGAAAAUGAAAUGAUGGUAUACGAGUUUCUUAGCUUGUAUGUCGAUGCACUGCACAGGUAUUUUGGAAAAUUUUCAGAGAGACAUGUUCUCUUGAAUAUUGAUAGGCUUCAUAUGGUUCUUGAAGAAAUGGUUGUAGGUGGUGAAUUAGUUGAAUCUUCUAUUAGAAAUGUACUAAACCCCAUUCAGGUGCUUGACACAGUUUCAGCUAGAUAAUACAAAAUAUCCAAGUUUAUAUUUUCUCAUGAGUGAGUUACCACUAAGCAUGCUGUACUUUUAUAUAUAUAAAUCGAUUAUUUAACAUUUCUUUAAAUGAUUAGAAUCUGAGGAAUUUUUAAUCAGCUGCUCUGAAGUAUUCGAAGGUACAGUUUUAAAUGAAAAGUACAUAUUGAAAUUUUGGUGUUUAUGUAAAACAUGGAUGUUUUGUUUGACUUGGUUUGUUCCUUGCUAACUAGUAUUUCAUGUUUGUGGUAAACGGCAUUCUUCCUAGUUACAAUUUCUUCACAUUUGCGUGUUCCUUUUGAGCUUUCUUGAAACUCUACUGAAUAAAAAGGUUGUAAUAUACAAUUAUAAAAUUAAUAUAUAAUA